AUAUUGGUCACCAUAGAUCUUAACCAAGAUAAAAUCGAUAAGCUUUUGGAAGGAAACGAGGGCCUUGAUUUACGUGCACCAGCUUGGGAAUGGGCACAACUGGGUGGUUUUGCGAGGCUGUGAAGAAAGAUCCUUCACUGUCUCUCCCUCCUCAAUUAAACAAAACUCCAAAAAGUGGGCCUUUAAUUGUCGAUUAAUCUCACACGUGGCAUGCAAAUCAGUUGAUGUCAGACUCGUGAGAAUUCACGUGAAGCCCAGCUUCCCCUUUGUAAUCUAAACAAAUUGGGCUUUCUGUUUCUAAACAGCGUAUGAGAAGCCCAUAACUAUUCUCAUCGAAUUAAGUUUUGUUAAACGGGGGUCAGCUUUGUUUAAUCCUUUUGUUUCCUUCAAAAAAGUGCAAAUAAUAAGCACUUUAAUGUCAACAACCUCAACUGCUUUUCAAAACUAUUUUGACGAAACCAUCCAAAUUUUCAAAUGAAUUGCUACCGGUUACACUAAUAAAGUUUUGCUUUCGUUUUGUUGUUGGGGUCCCUCUAUAGACGGACGUUUUAAAUUUAAAACAAGAGUUUGAAAUUUUGAAAAGUUAUAAGGUGUUAUUGGGCUAAUAGAGAGAGCAUUUGGGGUGUUCAAAAUAAAAAAAGAGAGAGCAUUUGAUAUUUUCUUUUACAGCCAAAUUUCGAACGGUGGUCGUGUUAACAUGUUACUAUCAUAUUACUUUAUGGCUUUGUGCUCUGAAGAUAUUAUUAGAUAUAUUUCCUUUAUUGCUCGCUUUAUCGCCAGCUUCACUAAGGUAUAGACCGUGAAUGUAUCUAAAUUAUCUAGUAUCAAUAUCAUAUAACGAAGAGAAUAAACGCUACAAUACUUUUUUAUUUCACAUUAUUCGUUUCGCAAGAAAUACAGCUUAGAAAACUAGUUAUUAUUUGUAACAAAAAAGAAAUUAUAACGUUUCGAAUAAUAUUACUUUUAAGUUUCAAACAAAAGGUAGAAUUGUGAUAAUUGUCCAAUAAAAAUAUUUAACAACGGUCCGAGCAGAGAGACAGGUCGGACCAAGUUGUCAAAGUGUUUUUUUUUCUUUUCUUUCAUUGUGUUGAUUUAAAAAUAAAACAAAAAAAUGCCUGUUUAUCAAUUUAUUAAUAUAUAUAAUUUACUAUUUAGUCAACUAAUAAUAUAACAAUUGUUAAAACACUGAAGUACUUAUUUAUAUGAUUAUCGUACAUGUCUUAGUUUUUUUUUUGUUCACAAACAUGUCUUAGCUAAUGUGAAAAAUAUUAACGAAAAAUAAUUACACGACGUGCAAUAUUAUAAAACAGAAGAAAAGACGAAGAACAGAAGAAAACGGUGGUUUUUUGGUUUCUGGAGAAACCAAAAAGUUUUGAUUUUUUUUUCUCUCUCUGUCUCUCUCGGCUUUCCUGCGAUUCUGAAAAAUCUCUCUGCUUCAUCUCUUAAAUCAGAAUCGUAGCAAUGGCCUUCUUCUUUUGAUCCUAUCAUCUCACAUUUUGUUGCAAAAAGGAAUAGUCUUUUACCAUCCUUGUCGCCGCCGAUCUGUCUCCGACACCCUCGAUUCGCUUCUUUAUGUUUCAACUCCGACAUAUAACAGACGAGGUGGGAAAAGAUCUUGUCUUUUUUAUUUUUUCAACAGCAUUGUAAUCGAGGAUGGCAAAAGGUUGGUUCUUUCUGGAGAAAGUGAGAAGAUGCUUGCGGACAGUGUUCUUCUUAGUUGCUAUGUUGGCUUCUCUGCUCGUUUCGUCGUUGCCUUUGCUUGUAGCUAUAUGCGAUGUGCUAGUGCCGAGCUUCUUGUUGUCGAGCUUCACUUGCGUGACGUGCUACGGAGCUAAGGAGCAUCUGAGUCGAUACGGUUUCAAGAGAUCCUUGACUGAUAUUCCUCUGGUCUCUGUCGCCAGAUCUUUCCUUGUCAUCUGUAUCUAUUCACUCUCGGACGUUCCUGGACUCUCGCACGGUCCUUACCUCGGAACUGUGUCUCUGUGCUGUGUGGUUUCAGUUCUACUUCUCUCAGUUAAAGCUUGUCUUUUCACUGUAACUUCUCAACUCAACACCGAAGCAGCCUCCUUCUCUCCAUCUAGGCAUCACCGGCUUCACCUGAAGAAGUCGUGGGGGAUGCCGGUUUUGUUCCUCUCGUCCGUAGUGUUUGCACUUGGUCACACGGUUGUAGCUUACGUCACAAGUUGUAGAGCUAGGAGGAAGAUUUUGUAUCACAGAGUUGACCCUGAAGCUGUUCUUUUAUGCAAGAGUAUCUUCUCCGUCCACCAGAAAGUCCCACGGUCUCCCAUUCCUAUGGCUGGAAAGGCGGCCUCCAAGUUUGAUGGAGAAGCAAAGAGGAAGCCUUUGUCCCACGUUGAAGGAGAGCUUCCAGUGAGUUUGCUUGCUGACACUGACAGUUUAUUCAUUAAACUUCGAGGUCUCACUGUGCAUUACAAGCUUUGUGCGCCUGGUUCACCAGAGGAGUCUAUCUCCCCAAAUGUUCUCGAAGGCAAUUCUAGUUACAGCACCACGCCGGAGACAGUGGCUGGAAGGUUGAAGUUCGACAGGAAAGUGUUGAGCAUGGCUGAGAAAAGCCAGCAUCAUCAUCAUCAUCAUCAUUACCACAGGAGCUACAGCAGCGUGUUUAACAAUUCUUCCUUGCACGACCCUCUUCUUGACAGUUCUCCUACUUCUCCUCCUCUGAUUUUCAAAGGAAGAGAGGAAGACAUGAUGAAUGUGUUCAGUUUUGAGGAUGAGGAGAAAGGCGUGGACGAAAGCGGUAAGUUUGGUGUGGUUUUGGUUCAUGGAUUUGGGGGAGGAGUGUUCUCCUGGAGGCAUGUGAUGUCUCCACUGGCUCACGAUCUCGGCUGUGUUGUCACUGCGUUUGAUAGACCUGGUUGGGGAUUAACAGCCAGGCCACAUAAAAUUGAUCUGGAAGAAAGACGGCUUCUCAAUCCUUACACACUUGAGAAUCAGGUAGAGAUGCUUCUUGCUUUCUGCCAUGAGAUGGGAUUCUCUUCGGUAGUAUUCGUUGGUCAUGAUGAUGGAGGUCUGCUUGCUCUGAAGGCUGCUCAAAGAUUGAUGACAAUCAACGAUCCCAUCAAAGUCGUGGUCAGAGGAGUGGUUUUGCUUAAUGUGAGCUUGUCAAGGGAAGUGGUUCCAGCUUUUGCAAGAAUACUUCUCCACACAUCACUACGGAAGAAGCACCUCGUUCGACCUCUUUUGCGCACUGAGAUAGCUCAAGUGGUGAAUCGUCGCGCUUGGUAUGAUCCUGCAAAGAUGACUACAGACGUCCUCAGGCUAUACAAGGCCCCUCUACACGUAGAAGGCUGGGACGAGGCACUUCAUGAGAUAGGCAGACUCUCAUCUGAAACGGUGCUUGCGCCUCAAAAUGCAGCUUCGCUUCUGAAGGCUGUGGAAAACCUGCCAGUACUAGUCAUUGCUGGAGCCGAAGACGCUCUUGUCCCAUUGAAGUCAUCCCAAGCAAUGGCGUCUAAACUCCUAAACUCUAGACUAGUAGCAGUCUCAGGAUGUGGGCAUCUACCACACGAGGAGUGUCCCAAGGCGCUUCUUGCAGCCAUGUCCCCUUUCAUCACUAGACUUGUACUCAGGCCAGAUCUCCAGAGUCAAUAGCCAAAUCACUUCUAGCUUACUACAAUCCAUUAGUGGAGGCCCAAAAUUUUGAGGUCAUGUUAGGUGAAUUCAUCAUAGGAUUUGUUGUAACCUUUCGUUUCUCUUCUGUGUUCUUUUGAGCGUGUUUCUUUUAUUAUUAUUCUCACUUGAACAUGAGUGUGGCACACAAUCGUGCAAGUCUCUCUGUAAAUUAUUCGGUUUGAAAUAUAAUGUAAAAUGCUUUUGUUUGCAUU
Brassica rapa (field mustard) is the source of this 3845-nucleotide messenger RNA. RefSeq lists its product as uncharacterized. The record is from RefSeq and is a predicted model, not a curated record. Lineage: Eukaryota; Viridiplantae; Streptophyta; Magnoliopsida; Brassicales; Brassicaceae.